UUUUGUUCUAUUUUUGUGCAGCAAGUCGGCACUGGGUGGUUACCAAAUACCUUCUUCUUUACUCCUUCCUCUCUCUCAUCCCGGCCCUUCUCCCCACCACCACAUAGCGUGGAGUACAGUUCAUCUCUUCUUGUAUCUUUCAUAUACAGUCAGUGCUCUCUUUGACGGAGAGGUUCUUUAUAGUUAGUCUAUAGUUCACAAUGAAGGAGUAUAAGGUAGUGGUUCUUGGCAGUGGAGGGGUGGGGAAGAGUGCUCUAACCGUCAGAUUUGUCGCUGGUCAGUUUGUAGAGAAGUACGAUCCUACGAUCGAGGACUUCUACAGAAAAGAGAUAGACAUGGAUGGAUCUCCGACAGUCAUUGAGAUCCUCGAUACAGCAGGUACCGAACAGUUUGCUUCGAUGAGGGACCUCUACAUAAAGAACGGACAAGGUUUUCUACUGGUGUACUCGAUCAUAAACCAGCAGUCAUUCAUUGACAUCAAGCCGCUAAGAGAUCAGAUUCUACGUGUAAAGGGUGUCCAGAAUGUCCCUAUGCUACUAGUCGGUAAUAAAUGUGAUUUGGAGGCUGAGAGGGCUGUCACUCCGAUGGAUGGGAACUCGUUGGCUACGUCUUGGGGCUGUCCCUUCUUUGAGACUUCAGCUAAGACCAAGAAAAACGUGGAGGCCAUUUUUGUCGAGGUUGUACGAGAAGUGAUCAAAACAAAGUCAAAAAAAGGCGAUGGAGGAUGUUGUACUUUAUUAUGAAUCAAA
This is a messenger RNA of Amphimedon queenslandica, 749 nucleotides long. RefSeq names its product ras-related protein Rap-2b-like. Gene Ontology annotation, cellular component: membrane. Lineage: Eukaryota; Metazoa; Porifera; Demospongiae; Haplosclerida; Niphatidae. The record is from RefSeq and is a predicted model, not a curated record. Gene Ontology annotation, molecular function: GTPase activity; GTP binding. Gene Ontology annotation, biological process: signal transduction. Bases 201 to 743 code for a protein of 180 amino acids. The transcript is spliced from 2 exons.